This is a messenger RNA of Penaeus monodon (black tiger shrimp), 1761 nucleotides long. RefSeq names its product UNC93-like protein. Gene Ontology annotation, biological process: regulation of muscle contraction; regulation of potassium ion transport. The record is from RefSeq and is a predicted model, not a curated record. The coding region runs from base 1 to 1743 and encodes 580 amino acids. Gene Ontology annotation, molecular function: potassium channel regulator activity. Gene Ontology annotation, cellular component: plasma membrane; striated muscle dense body. NCBI's taxonomy places the organism in Eukaryota, Metazoa, Arthropoda, Malacostraca, Decapoda, Penaeidae. The transcript is spliced from 10 exons.
AUGAUUCGGCAAGAGCGUCACAACCUGACUCUAGGAAAAUUUUUAUCGAGAGUUUCACUUUUAUUUGGGGGAAUUCCCGUGUGUUUGCGGGCCAAAAUCAUGCACAUGCACAAGUACCUCUCUGCCUGUUCUCAGCUGAGUGUGGCGAGGAUUACAAUGGCCAGUUUGGAACCUGUUGGCGGACUGCACAAUCCUUCCUUCGUGAGGGACGAUGGCGAUUCUCAGGCGAAAACACAUAGAGAGCAAUCUCCUUCCCCAGAACCGAGCCAGGUUGCGCAAGGUCAGGACGGCGGGUCAGCCGAGGGCGGGUCUCGCACGGAAACGUCUCCCCGGCAGGGCCUGGCGAGGGAGGAAAAACAAGUGAAACUGGUCAUUACGAAAAAUCUCCUCCUCAUCUCCCUGGCUUUCACGUUUCAGUUCACAAGUUACAACUCUAAUAUCAAUUUGCAGUCGUCUCUCAACAAGGUACACGGCACGGCCGGCAUGACCGCCCUGUACAUCGGCAUGAUCAUCUCGUGCAGUUUCCUUCCUUCUCUGGCGAUCAACAAGCUCAGGGAGAAACACACCAUAGCCCUUUGCAUGCUGUGUUUCCUCCCGUACAUGGCCGUGCAGAUGUACCCCAGUGUUUAUCUCCUGGUGCCGUCUGGCUUCCUGCUGGGGCUCGCCGCCGGGCCGCUGUGGUCUGCCAAGUGCACUUACCUCACCAAGGGUAGCACCAAGUACGCAGGCAUGCAGAACAAAGAGAGUAAGCUGGUCAUUAAUCGGUUUUUCGGCAUCUUCUUCCUGUUCUUCCAGUCGACGCAGGUGUGGGGCAACGUCAUCUCUUCUACAGUGUUGUCCGUGGGCCUCGAAAACGAACACAAGGCAGAAGAAGAUUUACAGGCGUGCGGGUACCACUUCUGCCCGUGGGAUGAACACGCCCAUACCGCGAGCACCAACGACUCCUCUGGUAACAAAGAAGUAAUCCCACAAUGGCAACGUUACACUAUGUCUGGGAUUUAUCUCGGAUUUGUCGUACUCUCGGCUCUUAUCAUCCUUAUAUUCGUCGAUCCGCUCGAGAGUUUCGAUAAAGGCCAGAGGCUCGAGGUGAGCAACACACAGCUGAUCGUCAACACUUUCAACCACGUGCGUCACCCUUAUCAGCUGUUGAUUAUUCCCCUGACAAUCUGGUCUGGGGUCGAGCAGGAGUUCCUCUCUGCGGACUAUACUGCUGCCUACGUCUCCUGCGGUCUGGGCGUGCACAUGGUCGGCGCAACCAUCAUAUGCUACGGGAUAUGCGAUAUGCUGUGCAGUCUGGGCUUCACCCCCCUCGUCCGAAGGCUAGGUCGAAUCCCCGUCUUCAGCUUCGGCGCCGUUGUUAAUGUGGGCGUCAUUAUCACCCUGAGGUUCUGGACGCCAAGACCCGAUGACCUGGUGUUGUUCUUCGUCCUCGCCGGGCUGUGGGGCGUGGCGGACGCGGUGUGGCAGACGCAGAUUAAUGCGCUCUACGGCGUGAUCUUCCCCGGCCAAUCGGAAGCUUCCUUCAGCAACUACCGCCUAUGGGAGUCUCUGGGCUUCGUUAUCGCCUACGCCUGCAGUACCGUCCUCUGCGUGGACUCGAAGGUCACCAUCCUCCUGGUCUUCCUCCUGCUGGGGAUCCUUGGCUAUUACGCGAUCGAGGUCAUCGAGAGACGCGGAGGGCUGAGGAAGGACAGAGAGGGGCGGGUGGUGGGCGUGGAUCGACUCGUCUUGGGAAAUUAUUGAGAUAUAUGUAUUAUAUAU